Messenger RNA from Leptosia nina, 1860 nucleotides. NCBI's taxonomy places the organism in Eukaryota, Metazoa, Arthropoda, Insecta, Lepidoptera, Pieridae. The record is from the annotation of a GenBank genome assembly.
AUGAUUCUCUUUCAAAUGCUUAAACCAAUGAUAAUAUUAAAGUUUUAUUUAAUUUCACAUUCGGUAUGUCUAGAUCAACAUACAAAAGCCAUAGAAGAAUUAGAGCUUGAAUAUGAAGAUGAAAAAAACUCCAUGAUAGCAAUCACAGAAUCAGAUGGUAAAACUGCAGGCUUUCUACAAGGUCGUGAAUUCUUAGCAUUUGGAAGUUUGUUAAAUGCUGUACCAGAGGAAGAUCUAUAUUAUGCUAAUUUUGGGGACCCUUCGGUCUUUAAGUACUUUUCCAAAAAUAACGUAGCAAUAACAAAUCGUAAGAUUGGUGUGUUGGUAGCAGCUUAUCGAAGAUAUUAUGGAAACACGUGGUUCAGGAAUGGAUCACAUAUAAAUGAAUUGGGAUAUUUGUUGUGUGGAUUUCCACACUUUGAUUUAGCUAAAAUAACGCCCACUGUAUUUAAGGAAUUAACAGUUGAUGUAUUGGGCCGACUGCAAAGGUGUAGUGUGGAACAGACAAAGAUUUUGUACAGAAUAGCAACUCAUCCAGACGCGUACGGUGCUCCUUAUAAAUGGUCAUCACAUGAACUCGGUAGACUUAAUGCGCUGUUUAUAUGUAUACCUAGACAAGAAAUUAGUUCUAUUCAAUUAGAGGCAAUAACAGCUAUCACACCAGCCGUAAUCAAAUUGAUGGAUCAGAAGAAAUUGGAAUAUUUUACAAAACAACAAAUAUUAAGGAUGAAUCCUAAAACUCGUCGAAUUUACAUUCUACGCAUGCAACUCCGCAAUAGUUUAGAUACAAGUAAAAUUACAAAAAAGAAUUGUACCCGCCUAAAAUUUUCCAUUAUCUAUUUUAUAUUGAAUAUCAUGAUUAAUGGUCAAAGAGUUUUUAAGAAAGCGCCCCAUGCAUGGCACGGUCCUGAACCAUCUAGAAGUUGUGAGGUUUUUAUUGGCCGCAUACCACAUGACUGUUUUGAAGAUACCUUAGUUCCAUUAUUCCAACAGGCUGGAGAGCUAUUUGAAUUCCGUCUUAUGAUAAACUUUUCUGGUUGGAACAGGGGAUAUGCUUUUGCCAUGUAUACUACUGAAGCUGAGGCCAACCAGGCUAUUUGUAUGUUCAACAACUUUAUGAUUCGUCCAUCUUGGCAGCUUGGGGUAUGUCAUUCGAUCAACAAUUGCCGCAUUUUCAUAUCUCGUAUACCGACAACUACGUCAUCAACUGAGAUAGUCAGCUUGCUGUAUGCGCUUACGGAGGAAGUGAAGGAAAUUCGCAUUCGCCGUUCAGGCGGGGGUUGUGCAGCUAUAGUUGAAUACAAGUCGCACCGAGGGGCCGCUAUGGCUCGUAAGGCGCUACUGGCCGCCGCAUCUGCUGCAUGGGGAUCCGGCGCCCGUCCCGCUGUGGAUUGGUCAUUGCCACAAUCGCCGCAUCUCCUCCGACAGUAUCGUGAGGUGGGUCGUUGGACACCAGACCGCGGUGUGGAGAUCUUUCGCCUGUCUGAAGAGCCGGCGCCAGUAGCGUCAUCGUACAGUUUGGAGCGCUGGUCGCAGGCUCGACGCCUGCGUUUGAUACAUGAAGCGUAUUUCUCAUACGCUGCGCCAAACAAUGCGCUUGCCGGGGCGGACGAACCGCAGCCUACCACGCCUUUGCAGUCGACAUCCACCGAACCGUCUGCCAAUAGCUCGCUUCUAUCUGAUUGGCCACAGGCUGUUGAUUUGUUAGCCCGUAACAUGUUGACAAUGGGGCUUUCGGCUCCGUGGGGAACUUGGGGCCAGGACGAUGAGACAUCUGACGCUCCGUCGUACAACCCUUGGACUGCGCCCCAUCCACUGCACGAUAUGCGCGAGGGACAAGCCAAACAAAAGCCGCAAUAA